GCCUGCGCCGCAGCGGGGCGGGGCGGAGUGUGUUUCCGCGGAGGUCCCUACGGCGGGAGCGUGCGCGUGGGCGUCGCGGGUCGACCUCUCCGCGCUCAGCAUUAGCAGAGAUGUGUUUCUGAAACACCCGACUAUGUGACACUCGCACUGUGACUUCACCCACUGCCACUCACCUGUGGAACCCCCUAAGAUGUGAUCAUGCCAGCCAGACUUCUCCAAACCCUGGCAAGUUUACACAGCAUAUCAACAAUGGCUCAUCAGUGCCAGAGACUUACUCGGCUUAUAUUAAGACCACUUAGUAAAUCUGAAAGUGCAGCAUGCCACAACGGCCUGACAAUACAGAAACAUUUAGACUCAUUCUUUCCAAAUAUAACGGCUGACAGUUUGAAUAAGCCAAAGAUCCUGGAAAUGAGCCGGAUAGUAUCAGACGCGAGCAGAUUCUUUUCGUUAAAUGCUGGCCGGUGGGUAGAUGGAAAAGAAGACCAGCCAAGUAUGCACCCCUUUGGGACUCAGAGGAACAUGCCCCACAGACCAAAUCUCCUAUGUUCUAAGUGGUUUAUGAAGGCAGUAAAGAGAUAUCACUCGUCUGUAUCAAAUGAAGCACUUGUUCCCAAACAAGACCUUCCGCAGGUCAAGAGGCCGCUCAAAGCAUCUCGGACCCGGCAGCCGUCCAGGACCAACCUUCCAGAUCUGUCGGUGAAUGAGGACCUGAUGCAGUGCACAGCGUUCGCAACAGCAGAUGAGUAUCACCUGGGAAGUCUGUCCCAAGAGCUGGUCUCCUGUGGCUACGUGGAAGUGACAAGCCUGCCGAGAGAUGCAGCAAAUAUCUUGGUGAUAGGUGUGGAAAAUUCUGCGAAAGAAGGUGAUCCCGGAACAAUAUUCUUGUUCAGGGAAGGCGCUGCUGUGUUCUGGAAUGUAAAAGACAAAACUAUGAAACACGUGAUGCAAGUUCUAGAGAGACACGAAACCCAGCCCUAUGAAGUGGCUCUGGUUCACUGGGAGAACGAAGAGCUCAACUACAUAAAAACAGAGGGACAAUCAAAACUGCACAGAGGGGAAAUCAAGCUAAACUCUGAGCUGGACUUAGAUGACGCCAUUCUCGAGAAGUUUGCGUUCUCCAACGCUCUUUGCCUGUCAGUGAAGCUGGCUAUUUGGGAAGCAACCCUGGACAAAUUUAUUGAGUCUAUUCAGUCCAUUCCAGAGGCGUUAAAAGCUGGGAAGAAAGUCAAACUGUCUCACAAAGAAGUUAUGCAGAAAAUGGGUGAGCUCUUUGCCCUCAGGCACCGAAUAAACCUGAGCUCAGACUUCUUGAUCACCCCUGACUUCUACUGGGACAGAGCGAACCUGGAGGAGCUUUACGACAAGACCUGCCAGUUCCUUAGCAUUACUCGAAGAGUUAAGGUCAUGAAUGAGAAACUCCAGCACUGCAUGGAACUGACAGACCUAAUGCGGAAUCACCUCACUGAGAAGCGAGCGCUCCGCCUGGAGUGGAUGAUCGUGAUCCUCAUCACCAUCGAGGUAAUGUUCGAGCUGGGGAGAGUCUUCUUCUGAUCGUGUGAUCAUGAAAGCACCACACUGGGAAGACAGAAGUCCUGCAACCAGCAAAACCAGCGUUCACCACUGGCUCUUCCUCAGCCCUUUAAGUGCGCAUGGGCCACACUGGAAUCUCAGGACUCUGAGCUGAAGCAGAUCGUGCGGUCCAGACCAGCCCCGGGAAAGGCACCCAUCACUGCCCUGGGAAGAGGCGGACUGCCCAGUGUGAGGCCAACAGUAACAGCAGGACUGUCUCAAAAUAAAACAAACAAAUGUUGUAA
Apodemus sylvaticus (European woodmouse) is the source of this 1814-nucleotide messenger RNA. It is a transcript of the gene Rmnd1, whose product is annotated as required for meiotic nuclear division 1 homolog. Lineage: Eukaryota; Metazoa; Chordata; Mammalia; Rodentia; Muridae. Gene Ontology annotation, biological process: positive regulation of mitochondrial translation. The record is from RefSeq and is a predicted model, not a curated record. The coding region runs from base 199 to 1551 and encodes 450 amino acids. The transcript has 13 exons.